This is a messenger RNA of Rosa chinensis, 3891 nucleotides long. RefSeq names its product delta-1-pyrroline-5-carboxylate synthase. Gene Ontology annotation, molecular function: ATP binding; glutamate 5-kinase activity; glutamate-5-semialdehyde dehydrogenase (NADP+) activity. Gene Ontology annotation, cellular component: cytoplasm. The transcript is spliced from 20 exons. NCBI's taxonomy places the organism in Eukaryota, Viridiplantae, Streptophyta, Magnoliopsida, Rosales, Rosaceae. The record is from RefSeq and is a predicted model, not a curated record. Bases 149 to 2314 code for a protein of 721 amino acids.
CUUUGCUCUCUAUCUCUAUCUCUCUCUCUCUCUCUCACACCUCAAUCUCUCCACCUCUCUCUGUCUCUCGUUUUUUUUUUUUUUUUUUAUCUGGGAUUUUCACUACGUACACAAAACCAGGGUGAGUCGACCCGCCUAACUCGUCAGCAUGGACACUGUGGAUCCUACGCGAGCUUUUGUCAAGAAUGUUAAGCGUAUCAUCGUCAAGGUUGGCACUGCUGUGGUCACUCGUGGUGAUGGAAGACUGGCAUUGGGUAGACUAGGAUCUCUUUGUGAGCAGCUUAAAGAUAUAAAUUCUCAGGGCUAUGAGGUUAUUUUGGUGACCUCAGGAGCUGUUGGGCUUGGCCGUCAAAGGCUGAGAUACAGGAGAUUGGCAAAUAGCAGCUUUGCUGAUCUCCAAAACCCACAAAAUGAUUUUGAUGGAAAGGCUUGUGCAGCUGUUGGACAGAGUAGUCUCAUGGCUCUUUAUGAUGCCAUGUUCAGCCAGCUUGAUGUGACUUCUUCUCAGCUUCUCGUGACAGAUAGUGUUUUCAGGGAUGAAGCUUUCAGAAAGCAGCUCUCUGAAACUGUGAAGUCCUUGUUAAAACUGAGGGUUAUUCCCAUAUUCAACGAAAAUGAUGCAGUUAGUACUAGGAAGGCCCCUUAUGAAUUCUGUUUGCAGGACUCUUCUGGUAUAUUUUGGGACAAUGAUAGUUUGGCUGGUCUAUUGGCCCUCGAACUGAAGGCUGAUCUUCUUGUGUUGCUAAGUGAUGUAGAGGGUCUCUACAGUGGUCCUCCCACUGAUCCAAAGUCAAAGUUAAUCCGUACAUACGUGAAAGAAAAACAUCAUGGAGAAAUAACAUUUGGAGACAAGUCAAGGGUGGGCAGGGGGGGUAUGACCGCUAAAGUCAAUGCUGCUGUGUGUGCCGCUUAUGGUGGAAUCCCUGUUGUUAUCACUAGUGGCUAUGCUAAUGAUAACAUUAUCAAAGUGCUUCAAGGAGAACGAAUUGGUACUGUCUUUCAUCAAGAUGCACAUUUGUGGACUCUGGUUAAAGAAGAAUGUGCACGCGACUUGGCUGUUGCAGCACGGGAAUGUUCUAGAAAGCUUCGAGCUCUAAACUCUCUGGAUAGGAGGCAAAUAUUGCUCGAUGUAGCUGAUGCCUUGGAGGCAAAUGAAAGUGACAUUUUAGCUGAAAAUGAAGCUGAUAUUGCAGCUGCGCAGGAAGCUGGAUAUGAUGGGGCACUAAUAGCUCGGUUGGCCCUAAAGCCUGGGAAGAUUUCUGCACUUGCAAAAUCUAUGCGUCAACUUGCAGACAUGGAAGAGCCCAUUGGCCAGGUCUUGCAGAAAACAGAGGUUGCAGAUGGACUUGUCUUAGAGAAAGUGACUUGUCCCUUGGGUGUUCUUUUGGUUGUUUUUGAGUCUCGACCUGAUGCCCUUGUUCAGAUAGCUUCAUUAGCAAUUCAAAGUCGGAAUGGUCUUCUGCUUAAAGGUGGGAAAGAAGCCAAGAGGUCAAAUGCUAUCUUGCACAAGGUCAUCACCAAAGCAAUCCCAGAUACUGUUGGUGGCAAGCUUAUUGGACUUGUAACUUCAAGAGAUGAUAUUCCUGAUCUGCUGAAGCUCGAUGAUGUGAUAGAUCUUGUCAUCCCUAGAGGCAGUAAUAAACUCGUUUCUCAAAUCAAGGAGUCGACAAAGAUACCUGUUCUUGGUCAUGCCGAUGGGAUCUGCCAUGUUUAUAUCGAUAAGUCAGCUAAUUUGGAGAUGGCAAAGCGCAUUGUUCAUGAUGCAAAGACAGAUUAUCCUGCAGCCUGUAAUGCAAUGGAAACACUUCUUGUACACCAGGAUUUGUUUAACAAUGGUCAGCUUAAUGAGAUAAUCACACAACUCCGAGAGUCAGGUGUUACUUUGUAUGGUGGACCACAUGCAGCAGUUUUGUUAAAUCUUUCAGAGACAAGCACAUUGCAUCACGAGUACAGUUCAAUGGCUUGCACAGUUGAAAUUGUAGAUGAUGUGCAUGAUGCAGUUGACCACAUUCAUGUAUAUGGAAGUGGUCACACUGAAUGCAUUGUUACUGAAGAUGAUGAAGUUGCUGAAUAUUUCUUAAGCCAAGUUGACAGCGCUGCAGUAUUUCACAAUGCAAGUACACGAUUCUGCGACGGAGCUCGAUUUGGUCUUGGUGCAGAGGUUGGGAUAAGUACAAGCAGGAUUCACGCUCGAGGUCCUGUAGGAGUUGAAGGACUGCUAACAACCAGAUGGACUCUGAGGGGGAAAGGGCAGAUCGUCGAUGGUGAUAAUGGGGUCGAAUACACUCACAAGAAUUUACUUAAAAGUUCCUAAAUCUCGGUGGCAGAGUAAAGCUUUAUAGAACACAAUUACAUAUCAAUGUUAACCUUGUCGACCUCAUGCGUAGCUGCAGUCUAUUAUUUCUCAAUUAUAGUGUAGGAGUACCUAGUAUCCUUGCUCCAUAGAUACUAUAUAUUCUAUUAUCAUGUAAUUUCACUCUUAUUCCCUUUGCCAGAUUUUGAUUACCUGGAUUAUAUAAGGGGCCUCAUGUUAUCAUCCUUUUUUUUUCGGUGAGAACAUGCAUGUAAUCAUCCUUCUACUGAUGAAUGAUUUUAUCAUUUGUGUUGGCUAUGCUUAUAGGCUAUGGGGUGCAGGAAUUUAAAUUCUUAGGUGCAUGAGCUUUUCUUUUCCAAUUUAGAGAUAGGUUAGAUCAAGGUUAUGUCUCUCGUACCAAAAUCUACUCUUUUGGGUAGGCCGUACUUCCUGAGUUGCAGUGAUUGAGCAAAUGGAGAAAUUGGAAGCAAUAUAAGCUUCAAAAUGGAGAAAUUUCCCAAGCUUAAUCUUGGUUAUAAACGCCGACUAUCAGUUCCAUUUAUGAAAUUAUAACAACAUAAUUAAGCAAAAAAAAAGAGAAAAAAGAACGCGCCUCACGCGCCUGGUUUUCCUGACAGAGAGUGAUGCUCCGUCCGGCGGCGCAUCCUUGUUACGUCAUCGUCGGACGGGUCUGUGUUGUUUUUACGCAGUCCGGAGGGGGGCUCAGGCGAAGACGUGGCCGUGGGAAGGUGGCAGGUUGUGGUCGGUCUGUGAGUUCUCGAUGCAGCUUGUGGACUUCUGCAGGUGAGGAGCGGAGGUGCGGCGCUGUUGAGCGGCGGGAUGUUCUGGUGUCAUCUUUGCUUCUAAGUUCUGGGAGUGGGCGGCGGCGAUUUGGUGUUCUGGGCAUAGUCGAUCCAGAUCUGGAUCUAUUCUGUCUGUGGAUCCGGAUGCUGUUGCCGUUCAGACUCAUGUCGGGGUGGCCCGAUGUUUUGCGGCGCAGCUGUGUGGCGUCUCGGUGCUGGGAUGGGUGGGUACCUGGUCGUCUUGGGUGCUUGUUCAGGCUGCGGUGGGAUGGUGAUCGAAUCGGGUGGACUCAUGGUGAUCGGAGGGCUGAGAGAGACGGUGCUCCUCGCAGGCGAUUUCAUGCCAGUCGGACGGUGUGGAUCUGGCUUGCAGGACGGCGGCGUGCGGCUUGCAGUCUGUGCUCCUCUUUGGUUGGGCUAUGUGCGGUUUGGACCUGGGCUCUGGGCCCAAAUUCGCUUUAUUGUUUUAAGUUUUAUUGUUUUUUGUCUUUUUCAGGUAAUGGUGGCUAUAUGCCAGUAAUAAGUCCCUGCCGAGUUGUGGCAGGGCGACGUGGGCUUGGUCCCGGACUGCACCCUUUGUGUGCCUGGUCUGUCCUAGGUAGGCAGCGAGUUCCUUGCGUUUGCAAAUGGUCGCGGUCCUCUAGUGGCAGUAAUGUUUCUGCACUAGCUAGGCGGCGAGUUCCUUGCGUUUGCAAAUGGUUGCUGCCUCCUAGUGGCAGGGUGAAACUGCGUGUCGUAGGAGUUCUCUCCCGACGGCAACAUAACAGAAAAGUUGUGCCUAUGGCAUUUAUGCUA